Messenger RNA from Bactrocera oleae (olive fruit fly), 3925 nucleotides. It is a transcript of the gene Paip1, whose product is annotated as Poly(A) binding protein interacting protein 1. The record is from RefSeq and is a predicted model, not a curated record. Gene Ontology annotation, molecular function: RNA binding; protein binding; translation activator activity. Gene Ontology annotation, biological process: regulation of translational initiation. NCBI's taxonomy places the organism in Eukaryota, Metazoa, Arthropoda, Insecta, Diptera, Tephritidae.
AAAAGAAAUUGAAAGCAUCUAAAACUCAAAAAGGAAAGCUGAUUAAUGGUUUUGGUUGGAUUUUACAUUUAGUUUUAAACGUCGUUUAUAUUUGGUUUUAUAAGUGGAAUUGAAUUAAUUUUGUGUUGAGAAUAAUGUAUAUGUUUGGUAUUAGAAAUUUGUCAUGUGUGAUGUGUUAAAUUUGACAACGAAAGCUGUCCACAAGGCAUUAGGAAAGGUGAAAAAUGUAAAACGAUAUAGCAUAGAUUAAAAAGUUAAGAAAAACGAAGUCGAAGAAAACAGAAAACGAGUUCACCCGCCUGACCGCCAGCGUGUCUAUUAGCCAUCAUUCAGAGAAGAGAGAAAAGUUAAAAAACGAAUAGCCGUGAGUGGGAUACUGCAAUAAAAUUCAGAAUUAGAGGAAGUUAAAUAACAUUUUCGAAAGUUAUAUGAAUAGGAGUUUUCAGGUACGAUAUACAAUUUUUGUUUAGCGGCAAAAGAUUAUAUUUGUGCGGAAAUUUUAAUAAAGGCGUCAACGUGUAUAAACAUAUACAUAUCUAUAUGAUAUACAUAUACACUAGAAAUUAUAUGGAAGUGCAAAAGACGACUCAGUAUAAAAAUUUGCUUGUGCUUGCAAAACGUGCUCCUAGUAUUAUAUUGCUUAAUGUACUUAAGUGAAAAGGAGUUAAAACACAAUAACUCUUGUUCCACUGUCCACUUUCUCCGCUAAAAUGUUUGAAGUGUCAUGAAUUUCGUAAAUGCAUAUACCCUGCAAAAGGCCUUUUCGAUUUUCGCAUAAACACAUUUCGCUUGCUGGCAUUUGAAAGCAGUUUAGCUGCUUUUGUACCUCUGCUAUAAAAUCUAUACCUUUAUGAUGUAUAUCGAUAAGAUGGCAUUUUAUCAAAAAUUUAAGUAAAAGAAUUUUUACAACGAAUCAUAUCCCAAUCCCUAAAUUAUAUACUUCUGCCAAAACGAAACGCAAAAAAUAACCGACACAACUAAUAACAAUAAUUUCAACGCAACAAGACAUUAUGGAUAUAACACCGGGUCGUGCCCCAUUUAUUGAAGAUGAGGAUUAUACGCCAUUACGGAAGCCAAAGUCGGCUACAAAUACGCCUACACACAGCGCUUCAUCACUAAAUGCAAAUGCCGCGAGCGCGUAUGUUCGCACCGUAUCGCCAUCCAAGCUAUCACCAUAUGCUAAAGAAUUUGUGCCACGCUUUGGUGGCAGCGGUAGUAAUUCUGCAGCUGGCGCACAAGAGCGUUUAGAACGACAUCAGCAACAGUACAAUCAGCAAACCUAUCAACAAUAUCAUCAACAAUCGACGCGACCACAACGUUACUCCAAUGGUUAUCAACAAAAUAAUCAUCACAGUCAUCAUAAUCAACAGCAAUAUGGCCACCAAAUCACCUCAUUGACAGCGUCCGUACAGGAACGCUUAAAGAUCGGUAACGCCUCCGGUAGUAGUGGGAACAAGAAUACUGCCAAUAAUUAUUAUAGCCAAAAUCAGUCACAUCAACAUCCUAGGCAUAAUAAGCAUCAUAAUCAACAUCACGGUGGACAAGGACGCUAUCAACGUCACAAUAAUUCGGGCGCUGCAAAUUCAAAUGCUGGCAAUGGUACCACCAGCUCAGAUGUCGAAACAAUUGCACUCGAUUACUUGAGAACCGUGAUUCAAUGUCUGAAUCAAAAUCCGGGACAAUUUGAUACAACGGCUACACGGUUUCUUACCAUAUUUGAGGGUAUGGAGAAUAAUCAAUAUGUACUUUCGAAUGCUAUGGAAGAUAUCUUCAAUGAAUCCAUACAGAAUCCCAACUUCCGCUAUAUGGGCGCUAAGCUCUACAAUCUUUUGCACAUGCUCAACUUAAAGAAAGACUCACUUUUUCACACCUUGCUCAAAUGCAAGCUGGACUAUCACCAGCAAGAAGUUAUGCAAUAUAUGAAGACAAAUCAACAACAAAAAGUGCGUGAAACGGCUCUCUUCCUCGCCGAAUUAUAUAUGCAAUUGCGUGGUGAUGACACACGCAUACACCUAAUUGCCGAAAAUAUAGUUUACUCACUUAAACAGCUACUAUCGAAGGAGUCUUCCGACAAUAUACGUUGCAUUUGUUUAACACUCAAAUUGGCUGGCUAUGAUUUGACUGCAGACUGUCCUAAUGAAAUGCGUGAAAUCAUUGAGAUUUUACAAGCUGUGAAUCAGCGGUCUCAGGGUAAAUAUCCGCUAGCAGCUAAUGUAAUAGCAUUGCAAAAGAACAAUUGGGGUCGAAAAUUGAAUUCGCCCACCGCAGAGGUUGAGGCAGCAGCUGCAGCAGCAUCAAAAGCGCCAGAACCAUUGCGCAUGAGCGACGAACCGAUAUUCUAUGGUCCAGAUGGGCGUGAAUUGACGGCCGAAGAGACCGACUUCUUAUCUGAUGGAGCAGCGGCUGUGCCGGGUAGUGGUUCCACUGAUGAAGACGGCGAGGGUGGCGAUCUCGAUAUUGAUCUUGAUCCUGAAAUGGAUGAAGAGACCGAAAAGGCUUACAAAGAAUUUUGCAAGCAAAAUAACGCUAGCACAUAGGUAACAGCAAUGCAGUGCAGUAGUUUAGUAAUGUGUAGUAGGCGGCAACAACUUGAAUAUUUUCCAAAACCGCAACAGAAUAAUUCCGCCAUAUACAAGUUUCUUCACAUUCUUAUCGAGUAAACAAAAAAAAAAACACACAAAUUUGUACACAGUUAUACAUAUAUAUGAGCAUAGUGCCCUGCCAAUGUAUUAUUAAGUGUCUAGCAAAUUUCCAGGCAUAUUAGCUAAAGUUAAUGCUGUGAGUUUCUAGGCUUGAUCGAAUAUAUAUAUUUUCGGGGUAUGCUUUACUUUUAGGCUGAAAUUACAGUUGUCGCAUGUGAUGUUAAUGAAAAACAGAAACAAAAACAAAAAAAAAAAACGUUAAUAAAACUAUAACAAAAUGUAAUACUAAUUUAGAAUUAAAAAAAAAAUGGUAUGAACGAGUUGAUUUGAAGCCUACAGAUAAUAGAAUAGUGGAGGAUCACCUAUGCUUCUUUGCAAAGUUAUUCAAAUGCGAUCUUUGAUGUGAUAUUAAAUGCAUAUGUUUAGUGUUUUUUGGCGAUUUUUGUAUGCAUGCAUUGAUUCUCAUAAUAUUUUAGUUGUUAUUGUUUCUUGCAUUGAAACAUAUGUUUUAGACAUAACCACAAACACUUAACACUUAUAGGAAGUAAAUUCCUUAAAGUGUAUAACGUACCAGUAAAUUGUCGAAAUCAUUACACUCCACAUCAAAUUCUAAAUACAUUUUUUAUAUAGCUAGAAAUAUGUUUGUAGAUUUUUCGAAUUUUGAAAAUUUUCUAAUUUUGAAAUGUUGAAAUUUUUAGAAUUUUAAACUUUUUAGAAUUUAAACAUUUUUCGAACUUAGAAAUUUUUAGAAUUUUAAAACUUAAAUUUUCAUUUUAUAAACGACCAAAUUGUAAAUUGUUUUUUUUUUUUUUGCUUAAUUUAUUAUAUUUUAAAUUCUCAUAAAAACGGACAAUGAAAACGAAACUGCACUUUGUUUACCUCGAAAUUUUCAGUAGCCUGAUGCAUGGUUGGCGCAAUACUAACUGUAAUUUCAGCGUUUUUAGUCUUUUCAAGCGGGAAAACCAGCAAAGCAACAAAUCAAGAAAUGAAGAAAUCUUAAUGAAUGUCCUUUCCUUUGUUCAGAACAGAUUAUGUCCAGUCUUUGUGUGUUAUUGGUUUCCAUGCUGCAGUUUUGAUUAGACCACUAAUAUUUUAUGAUCGUUUUUAAUCGUGACAGCGUAAAUAUGACUUAAUUUUUUUUGUUUUUGUAUUACAUUAAGCAAUUUUAUCCAUUUAUUACCGUAUUGUAUGUUUAAUCUCUAACUCAAUGAGACAUACUCGCACUUGGUUUAUCUAUAUUUUGCAUUUUAAUUAUGCAUGUUAUAAUGUGACUGCAAUUGUAA